Anastrepha obliqua is the source of this 4486-nucleotide messenger RNA. It is a transcript of the gene Ptpmeg, whose product is annotated as tyrosine-protein phosphatase non-receptor type 4. Gene Ontology annotation, cellular component: cytoskeleton. Bases 877 to 3849 code for a protein of 990 amino acids. Gene Ontology annotation, biological process: protein dephosphorylation. Lineage: Eukaryota; Metazoa; Arthropoda; Insecta; Diptera; Tephritidae. The transcript is spliced from 14 exons. The record is from RefSeq and is a predicted model, not a curated record. Gene Ontology annotation, molecular function: cytoskeletal protein binding; protein tyrosine phosphatase activity.
UUUCAGUUCGAUUUCCGUGUUAAAGCGAAAUGUCAGAUUAAAUAUUGUUUUAGUUGGUAGACGGUAUUUUGUUCGUCUAAUCAGCUUUAGUUUUUAUUUGAUUUAUUACAAAACUAGAAAUGUACGUUAGUGUUUUUUACUUGAGAAAUUUAUUAAGUGAAGUGCUUUUGCCAAUGUUUUCGUAUAUAUCCUCUCAUCGAGUCGAAGAAAUCUUGUAACUUCUUGGAAUCACUUCGUCUACAAUUUUAAUUUUGUGAUAUAUGUAUGUAUGUACAUAUGUGUAUGUGAAUAAUUUUCGUUGCAAAUAGUGAGUACUUAAAAAUCCGCAGAGUGCUUCAUAUUCUUCUUUUUGCUAUUAAUGCCCUUCGCUCUUGCGCUCUCACUGACUUAAAAUAAAUUUGGUAGCUGUCUUCAUGUAUGUGUGUACAUAGUACAAAAUUGUGCACGUUACGAGGGGAGCAUAAAAAAUAUUACAAUUGUCUCUGCUCACACUGCCUUUUAGAAGGAAAUAGCUUUUAAAGGAAUAUAAAAAUCAACACUUUGCUCAAAUUUGAAAUAUUUCGACAAAGAAAACACAAUCCAUCACAUGAAUCCAUCCAUUCAGCGAUCAACAACAACGUCCAUCAUAAUUAACGUUGAUCAACGCAAAGGAGGUACAUUAAAAAUCGCAAAAGAGAGAUACAAACAAAUCGAAUAUACCUCCUGUCAAUGAAAUUAUAAGCCAGCCUAGUAAAUAGCGACUGACCACUUGUUUUGCAGACAACACUUGCAUACAUACAUACAUAAUUGUAGGAAAUACUUAAGACGUAGUCAUAGAUUUAAUUUUUUAGAGAAAAGCAAAAGAAAAUUAACUUUACAUUGCCAUGGACAAUUGCAAUGCUUGAACGUUUUCGUUUGAGUAAUUUGAGUGCAAAUUGUCGUUUACGAAGUGAAGAACUGGCGCGCGAUAAGAAACAACAACGUCAACAAUGUGUCACUGUCCUGCUCUUAGAUGACACAACCCACACCUUUCGGAUAGAGAAACGUGCUAAAGGAUCUGAAUUACUAGAUCAUGUUUUUCAAUUCUUGGAGCUAUCCGAAAGGGACUAUUUUGGUUUGCUGUUUCCCCAAAAGCCCGGCGAUGUUGUUCGAUGGGUGGAUGCGCAUAAGCAAUUUAAAAAGCAAUGCAGUAACCUCGCUCUAGAAAAUGACGCUACUCAAACGUUGGAAUUUAGAGUUAAGUUUUAUGUAAGUGAUCCCAGUCGUUUGCAAGAGGAAUAUACUCGAUAUCAGUUUUACCUGCAAAUAAAACGAAAUAUUAUACUGGGAAGAUUGCCAUGCUCCAUCAACACGCAAUGUUUACUUGCCAGCUAUACUGUGCAAUCCGAGUUGGGCGAUUUCAACCCAUCAGAACAUCAGCCAGGAUAUUUGAAUGGGAUGCAACUGUUGCUGGAACAAACACCAGAUGCCGAGCGAAAAAUAUCCGAGUUGCAUAAAUUGCAUCGCGGUCAGUUGCCGGCAGAUGCAGAGUAUAAUUAUUUGGAACAUGCGAAACGACUUGAUUUAUAUGGCAUUGAUUUACACAAAGCUACGGACUCUAAUGGUAAAGAACUUCAGCUGGGAGUAUCAGCGAUUGGCUUAUUAGUUUUCCAAAACGGGUUACGUAUAAAUACUUUUUCCUGGUCGAAAAUGGUGAAAGUUUCAUUCAAACGCAAAGACUUCUUCAUCCAGCUACGCAGAGAACCGUCAGAAAGUUAUGAUACCUUGCUUGGCUUCAGCAUGAGUUCGCAUAAGCACGCGAAAGCUUUAUGGAAAUCCUGUGUGGAACACCAUUCCUUCUUCCGUCUAAAACGACCACAUCGGCUUCCACGUUUUUUAAACAUCAGCCUGGGUUCGAAUACUUUUAUAUUUCACCAAAAAAGAUUCUAUUAUUCCGGGCGCACAGAGUUGCAGGCUGUGCAGGAGUCAAAGCAACGCGGUACGGUGCACAAGGCAUUUGUCCGUUCGCCGAGCAAACGACUCAUAACCGCUGGCUCCACAGUUGCCACAUCUCCGCUAACGCUGGCACUGGUCAACGGUACCAGCGGUUCGGAUAGCAACGGCAGCUUCUCACAUAAUGGUAAAGUCACGUCUUCCGCUUUGGUAACUCAUACGUCCAUUUUGACCAUUACUAAAACGAGCCGUCCACACGACAAUAAAGUGACUUCGAAGCAGACUGAGACAAUGCCGCGUAAGGCCUGGGAACAGCAGAGCGACGAAUACGAUAUACAGCUUGGCACUGGAAUUCUAGCUAGACGUUUCGAUUCCCCAAUACCGCCAGCCUAUAGCUCGGACGCUCACAGUCCGAUGAUAACCUCAAAUAAUGCUGCCACACGUCUCGGCCCAGCUAUCACAACUCUUAUAAAUGGCAACACGUCAACAGCAUUGGAAAGUGGCAGUGAUUUGGUGACUAUACGUCUGCAAUCCGAUGAACAGGGCCGUUUCGGUUUCAAUGUUAAGGGUGGCGUAGAUCUCGGACUACCUGUUCAGGUAUCCAAGGUGGUACCAAACACGCCGGCAGAUCGUUGCACGCCACGCGUGUGUGAAGGCGACGAAGUGGUUAUGAUCAAUGGUUGCGAUGUUGUGGGAUUACAACAUGACCACGUUGUGACGAUGAUACGAGACAGUCGCAGCCAACAGAAUGGUGAGCUUUUGCUCACUGUACGCCCAAAGGCGACGCGUACUAUAAUGUCGGAGGAGGAGCCACUAUAUCAGUACGUACCGGAAAAUGAUGAAAUUGGAUCUCACUCAAAUCUACUGGAUGGUGAUGCAUUAUUUACGCAAAGUUUAUUGUUGUUGAGCGAUGGUUUGGCAUCUGGUGCGCUUUUGGCACAGUACGAGUUGAUGUAUCGCAAAAAUGCAGAACUAGCGAUUACAGAGGCGCGUAAACCAGAGAAUAUCACCAAGAAUCGGUAUCGUGACAUAUCACCAUAUGACUGCACACGCGUUUCGCUAGUGAAUUCCAUUACCGGCGAUUAUAUCAAUGCAAACUACGUAAAUAUGGAAAUACCUGGGGGAGUGGUAAACCGUUACAUCGCCACGCAAGGACCCCUGGCAAACACCACAACAGAUUUUUGGCGCAUGGUGCAGCAAGAGAGUAGCCAUUUGAUUGUAAUGCUGACCACAGUUAUGGAGGCUGGACGACAAAAGUGUCACCAAUAUUGGCCAGUUACGGGCGAUGAAUUGCACUUAGGAGAUGGUUUCUCAGUGAAAUGCCUUAGUGAGCAACCGGAUGAGACGGGUAGCUUCGUGUUUCGUGAAUUUGUUUUGUGUGACAAACGUACUGGCGAACAACGACACAUUCAGCAUAUGCAGUACCUUGCUUGGCCCGAUCACUGUGUGCCAUCUGAUCCGAAUCUCUUCAUCGAAUUCACGGAGCGUGUGCGAGUUGCACGUAAUAAAACUUUGCUGCAAGAAAUCGAAGAAAGUCUAAAGCAAGUGCGAAUGUUGGACGCCGAUGCCGAUGAAAAUGGUGGGUUGAUGAGUGAACGCAAAUGUGCUGCCAGCAAUGGAGUUACGCCGGAGGAUGAGAAUCCAGUUGCGACAAGUGUGCAUCAAUGCAUCAGUGCGGCAAAUCCACCCGUCAUAGUGCAUUGUUCAGCCGGUAUUGGACGUACAGGUGUUCUGAUAUUAAUGGACACGGCUUUGGCGCUAAUGGAAAUCAGAGAGCCCGUUUAUCCCCUAGACAUUGUGCGCACAAUGCGCGAUCAGCGUGCCUGCAUGGUGCAGAAUGUGAGCCAAUAUCGUUUUGUGUGUGAAUGCAUUUGUGCUGCGUACAUGAAACUCUCACGCUCAAGUGCCGCCCUCGAUGAUGUUGAUGACGACGAUUAACAAUAAUUAUUGAAAUAGCAUCCAUACAUACAUACGAUACAUUACCUACACACAUUUAUACAUACAUAUACAUAUGUAUUGUUAGAACAUUUUUCUCUAUUUACAUGUGCUGCUUACAAGCAAACAAACAAAAACAAAAAAAAACAUAUUAUAUAUACAUAUGUAAAUAUACUUUACAUAAAUAUACACGCAUACAUAUGUACAUAUAUGUUGUCCAGCCAUUAAAUAUUAUAUGUAAUUUAGAUUUUUUUUUGUCAAUUUGAGUCUGCUAUCCAUGUGCACUCUAUUGUAUAAAUAUUUUUCUUUAUUUAGAGCGAGCUUUAGAGCAUCAAUUAUAUUAAAUAUAUUAGUUCGACAUUUCCUAUUUCGCAUCAUAUACACACACAUAUAUAUUCAGAAAGAAAUAUAAAGGGUUUUCCAAUAAAAGGUGUUAUGAAUGAAUGGAUUGCGCUAACGAGAGAUGAUUAACGAUUUUUUAUGGCCGGAAUUGGACGUUAUCGAUCUGUACAACGUUUAUUUUCAACAAGACGGCGCUACGUGCCACACAAGCAACGAAGCCAUUUAUCUUUUAGGGGAAAAGUUUCCGGACCGUAUUAUCUCUCGAAGAGGUGAUCUCAAUUGGCCACCGAGAUCUUUU